Molecule: messenger RNA, 1744 nt
Organism: Cuscuta campestris
Lineage: Eukaryota; Viridiplantae; Streptophyta; Magnoliopsida; Solanales; Convolvulaceae
Source: the annotation of a GenBank genome assembly
CAGACUAUUGAGGUAACAGGAACGAUGAAUAAUGAGACGGUCUUGGAGGCAGUGAGGGCGAAGAGAUGGAUGGAUGCUAGCUGGAGGAGUUUAUUAUUUAAUAGUCAAGUUUGAAUUGUUAUAUUUUUAAGGCUUCCGCACCGUUUUGAUUUACUCUGAUGGAUAAUUAUAUGUUGUUUUGAAUUAAAUGUUUUAAAUUGUUUUGAAAAUUAUUGUGUCUGAAUGCAAAUUUAGUAGCAACCCGAUCCGAUGGUCCUUGUAUUCGGGUCACGCAGGGAGGGGUGUUACAUAAUGGUGAUGGGUUUAAGCUAUUUUAUAAGGUGUUGCACUCUUUCCUUGAAAAGAUAUCUCUCAGUCAUAAAGGGAUGACCACUAAUAGCGAAGAGAUCCCACAAUCCGCCUGCAUCCAGAACGCCUCUUCUUUAGGUGAAGCUUUAGCUACCACAACCAUUGUCUCUCUUGACGCAGAAGUCUUGGAUUUAAAGGUGGAUGAGGUAAUAGAAGCCUCAACAUCUGAACUUGGUUCAUCACCUCAACAAUCACAACUCCACUCGAGCACAAAGAAACUGGAAGACGGGAUUUUGUUCUAUAAGGAAUACGCAGCACUUGCAGGGUUUGAUAUCCGUAUGAGCACCACGACAACAUCUUCAGACGGUGUUAAGGUAUGGAAGUAUAUUCUGUGUAGUCGUGAAGUUGCAAGGAGAAACUGGGCUAUGUUUGGUGAUGUUCUCUCCUUUGAUGCCACGUAUGAGACAAACAGGUACAACAUGGUGUUCACACCUUUCACGGGAGUGGAUAAUCACCAGAAAUGCGUGACGUUCGGGGCUGGUCUACUUCGCACCGAAGACAUAGAAUCUUACACCUGGGUGUUCCGCCAAUUUCAAGAUGCAAUGGAUCACGACCCCAAAUGCAUCAUAACAGAUCAAGACCCAUCCUUGCAUACAGCUGUCAGUGAGAAAGAGAUUUGUGCUGCAUGUUUUUCUUGUUCUGUCGUACACGUAGAUGACGUUGAGGAUAAAGUUCAAUAUACUAUCAAGGACAUGAGAGAGUUGUACGUUUCCAAAAGAUGGUGUAAGAAUGACAUUGUGUAUCGUUCCGUUGGUACAACUACAGCUGAUUAUGAAAAGGAUUACAUACGAGAAAACACGAAAUGGAGUAUCAAUAAAUUAUGGUCUGACAUCCACGCAUGCGUGGCGCUUGUUGAGCAUGACUCCGAUUUGCUGGGAUCAUUUUCUGAGGUUAUUAGAGCACAAAAGACAAAGCUGCAAGGAUUGUCUGUUUCUGAUGAAUUACAGGGUACAAAAAACAAGAUGUUUGAAUCUUUCUAUGGCAUAGCCUCCCCUUCUGAGGUCCGUGUAUUACCCCCCGAAAAGGUGCAUAACAAGGGAAGUGGUAAGCGAAUCAAAAGUGUAAAGGAAUUAGCCAUCGAACAAUCCAAGAAACAUAAGAGACUUUGCCGAACUUGCAAUCAAACAGGCUUCCACGAUAUUCGAAACUGCCCGCUUAAUAAAUCAACAUCAUGAUUUUGUAAUAUUUACAAUAAACUACUAUUUUUAGCCUCUACACAUCUCUAUUUCCUUAUGCUUUUUGUUAGUGUCAUUGAUUUAAUUUUCAAGGUGAAUAUCCUAGACAAUUUCUUUGCAUACACUUCUUAUUAUUGUUCAUUUCUCUAGUUUAUGUUACCGUUUAAAUAAUGCCUAAACUGUUUUCAACCAUUUAAAUAAAAUGAAACGACCUGAUACGG